CCGUUUCCCAUCGCAACGUUUAUACUUCUUUCUCAAAAUACUGGAUUUAAAACGCUGAUAACAUUUCUGAUUUCUUAGCUGAUUUGAAAAAAAAAUCACCGUUUGCGUCGAGUGUGAAAUAAUAUUGUAAACAUGCCAAAGACGAGUGACACCCUGUGGGAUUUGGCUUUGGCAGAGGAGCGCUGCAGAGAGAGCAGAGAGGGUGAGGAGGAAGGAGAGGGGGGAGACCUGACAGAACUGGGGGAGAGAGCGUUGUUCUUCAUGGGAAACAAGGCUGGGGGGAAAACAACGAUUAUUCUUAGGUGUCUUGACAGGGAUGAACCGCCCAAACCAACUCUGGCUUUGGAGUACACAUUUGGAAGGAGAGCCCGUGGGCAUAACACACCAAAAGACAUUGCUCACUUUUGGGAGUUAGGUGGUGGUACCUCGCUAUCAGAUCUCAUUCAAAUUCCAAUAACAGCAGACACUGUCAGGUCUCUGUCAGUGGUUCUGGUGCUAGACCUGUCGAAAGCCAGUGUACUCUGGCUGACAAUGGAACAGCUACUACAGUCAGCCAGGAAUCACGUGGACAAGGUCAGUGCAGAGCUGCUGAAGACUGGAGACGCCAAGGACAACAGGCAUCCUAGCAAGAGAGGCCUACGAACAUUGGCCAAGGACCACCCAGAUCGAGAGUUAAUUAACCCAUUUCCAGUUCCCCUGCUUAUAAUAGGCAGCAAGUUUGAUAUUUUUCAGGACUUUGACUCAGAGAAAAGGAAGACGAUUUGCAAGAGUCUACGAUUUGUUGCUCAUUAUUAUGGAGCUUCUUUAAUCUUUACUAGCAGUAAAUCUGAAAGUCUGAUGUCAAGGACAAGAAGUUUUGUUAAUCACCUGGCAUUUGGAACAGAAAGAGGGAAAGUUGUCUCAACAGACCACAAUAAACCUCUAAUAAUCCCAGCUGGCAUGGAUUCUCUUAGUCAGAUUGGUUCUCCACCAACAACAGAUUUUGACAUUGGAACACUGCAUGCUAAAAAUCCCUUAGACCUCUGGAAGAAGGUGUACGAGAGACUCUUUCCCCCAGAGAGUACCAACAAUCCAAAAGACAUCAAAGACCCAGCAAAGGAUCCUCAAUAUGCAGAACCUGAGGUUGAUUCUAUGAGAGCACAAAAAGACCAGGAGUUGGAACAGUACAAGAAAAAUGCUUCACAGUCCUGGAGAGGACUGGAGCUGGAUUCUCGAAGGAGUUAAAAUUCCCCCUUCUCAACAAAAUAAUGGAGCACAGCAAAACAAAUGAAUGUCUGUUACUUUGUCAGUGAAGAGCUAAAAUAUUUGACUAAAUACAAACAAGAAUCAAUGUCGGAGGACAAAGAAAUAGACUCGAUUUUUGUAUUUUAACUGCAGUAAAUAUAUCUUAGUUGUAUCACAGUGCAAAUGUUGUAGAUAGUUUAUUUAAAGCUGAAAGUCCUGAAAUCACUGUCAGUAUUUAGUGUUAUUAUUAUACCUCUGUUCUAUUUCUAUUUUCCAGUUAAGGACAGGUUAUUCUAAACCUAGGACAUUUUGAAAUUUGAGGUGGGGUUUGUGUGGAGUAUGGGAAUGGUUGUUUUAUGUAUUUUAUUGUUUGGGAAAACUUUUUUUUUUCUACAAAAAUACACGAAAAGUUCGUUUAAAAUAAAAUAUUUCCUUUGAUUUUGUAGACCUUUUGCCAGAUUAUAAAUCUGUUGGAUAUAUUGGACAGUUUUGGCCUUCUCACAUCAGUAUAAUCAGUAUAAUCAGUAUAACUUUCAAUUAAAAAUAUAAAAAAAUAAUUGCCAGAAAAUUUAGCAUAUUCUUAUAAUUUUACAAAACAAAGUCAGGCAU
Messenger RNA from Lepisosteus oculatus (spotted gar), 1833 nucleotides. It is a transcript of the gene dync2li1, whose product is annotated as dynein, cytoplasmic 2, light intermediate chain 1. Gene Ontology annotation, molecular function: dynein heavy chain binding. Gene Ontology annotation, biological process: intraciliary retrograde transport; intraciliary transport involved in cilium assembly. The record is from RefSeq and is a predicted model, not a curated record. Lineage: Eukaryota; Metazoa; Chordata; Actinopteri; Semionotiformes; Lepisosteidae. Gene Ontology annotation, cellular component: axoneme; cytoplasmic dynein complex; ciliary basal body.